AGCCAUACCCACAAUGCACCGCGAAGGAGCGAGCAUGGCCGACUUUUUCCUCGUAGUGUCAACUGAUGAAGAAUGAAUGUGCCAUCUCUGCGCGUUACCAGUUGAUUUUUGUUGAAAACAGAGAGAUAUCGAAGUCUGCGAGUUAAAUCCGACAGAUUAUGAGUUUAUAAUCGUGCUGUGCGGAGUCGACGAGUCCCUGUGUGAUUUUAGGUGAGAAUCCUCCAUCAGUUAGCAGCAGAGAGCUAACAGCUUUAGCGCUGCCGAUGAUGUAGCGUCGUCAGUGAUGAAUAUGAUGAAAUAAAUCCGUCAAAUGUGAAUUUAAGCGUCAUAAAGCGGGUCAGUAGGAGAUUAAUCGUAGUCAUUUGGGCUAAGAUAACAGGAUGGUGUCGAUAUUUGUACCUGUGAGUUGUUAAAUGUCAUUGUUAGCAAGCUUCAAAUGUGAUAAGCUGCUUUGCUUUAUUGCUCAGUAGCUAACACCCUAAAUCUGUCAGAUUUUUAAUCAUAUUUUUAAGACGUACAGCGAGAAGGGUUUCUAUUGCCCAUGCUGAAUUUAGUGUCCUUCCUCUCUUUUCAGUUACUUCCUUUCAAAAUAGCUGACUUUGGACAUUCUGACCUUAGUGGACAAAACAGCAUUUUAAUAGUUAUCAGUAUUAAACCUCCCAACAGACUGAAAUUGAUAAAAAAUACUUUGUUGUGAUAUGAAAAAGCAAAUCAAACCACCAGCAGCCAGACUGACUGCUUGUAUAUUGAAAUAUUUAAUGCCUGAAACUGUUGUCAGGGGUAGGUGUCAGCCAAGCAGCAUUAAGGGUUAACAGACAACAGACCUGCUUUUACUGUUUUUAAAAAAAAAUAUUCACAAUGACUGAUUUUCUUUUGUCAUAACACAUAUUUUAGCAUGUAAAAGACAAGAUAAGAAAAGACUGCUUUGUCCAAAGGAGACAUGAAAACAACACUAAUCAGGAGAUCCACACAGGAGCUUUAAUGACAUUAUAUCUUAGUCCUUUAACAACUGAAUUGAAGAGAGAACUUGAAAAAUCCACCACUAUUAUUUAUUUUAGUACUUAUGUGUGUUUAUAUAUCAGUAGAGCAGCAGCUCACAAAGCUGUCAUUAGUCAUUGUUAUACCAUUGCUGAAACUGCUAUAUUGAGGUGGCAUCUAAUGCACCUGUUGUAACAUGGACUUGUGCUUUUUAAAAUAUGUAGUUUCUAUCACUACAUUUUCUCAGAGGUUUUGAUUAAAAAAUAAAAUAAAAAAACAAGUGUAAAAACACUAUUCUCCCCAGGGCUUAAAUAAAUGGGAUUUGCCUUGUAACCUAAGUGAAGUGUCCCUAAAGAAACUGUGCAAAGUAAUAAGUGUGACAAAAUGUCAUAUUUGUUGGACUGUUUGACUAAUAUGAUCCUUUUAAUAUACUCUAACCAGGUCUAAUAUUAGGAGCACUUGGAUAUGAUAAUGUAACCCAGUUUAAAAGCUCUACUUUAGUAUAACUUCUACAUUUUAGAUUUGUGUUGACGUCGUCAGACAGGUACCCCUUAUGUCUUUGUUCCCUUAUAUUUGUUUAUACCAAAUAAAAGUAACACCUUAUUAAAAUAACACAUUUCACUGGAUUGCAUUACAUUGCUCAGGUGUUGAUAAUGUUAUGAUUUAUUGUUUUUUAGUCAAAGCAUUAUUACGUUCUUGCUUUUAUUGUAUAUUUCUCUGAACAGUGUGUGUUUCGUUUUUAGAUUGAAAGGACUUUUUCAAAUUUAAAUGUCUAGUUAGCUUAAGUCAUGAAAUCACUGGAUCAGAUUAGUUAUUUUUUACGAUAUAAAUGUUCCAGAUCUAGAUUGGGCUGACUCAUCACAGAUCCGAUAAGAUUAAACCAAUAUGACAUCAUAACCGACACUGUUGUAUUAUUCUAAGCCUUCAAAGAAUUGAUCUAAUGUUGUUUUGUAGCGAAACUUGUAAAGAACAGCCCUUAUAUUAUUUUUCAUCUUGAUUUCCUUCUGAAACAGCAGCACUUUCCUGUGACAGCUGGCCAGAGCUAAGAUGGCAGGAGUCGUAGCCAAGCGUGAGGGACCUCAGUUCAUCAGCGAAGUAGCCGUGAGGGGAAACGCAGCCGUGCUGGACUACUGCCGCACCUCUGUGUCUGCGCUGUCCGGAGCAACAGCCGGUAUCCUCGGGCUGACUGGACUGUAUGGCUUCAUUUUUUACUUCCUUGCCUCGUUUCUUCUCUCUCUCCUGCUCAUUCUGAAGGCAGGACGGCGGUGGAACAAGUGCUUCAAAUCACGGCGGCUGCUCUUCACCGGGGGCCUCGUCGGGGGUCUUUUCACUUACGUCCUGUUCUGGACUUUUCUCUAUGGAAUGGUGCAUGUGUACUAAAAUAAUACAACUCUAACCUGAAUUAAAUCUAAUGCUAUGUAAACCAAUGUCUGCCCUGCUGUCUGUAGAUAAGCCUUUGGUAAAAGAAUUAUGAUUUUUUUUGUUGAUAUAAACUGUUGAUUACAUGAAGGCUGGUUCAGCAAUUACUUAUUUUCUUCCUGCGCCACUUUAUUAUGAACUUACUUAACCUGUAACUCCUGCUUUGUGAUCACCAUAAUCCAUACCAGGAUAAGAGCCAUAGUUAGGAUAGUUAAGGUAAUAGUGUAACAUAGAUCAAAGUACAUCCUAACAAAGUGUAAUGACAUUUCAUUAUAAUUUAAUUAAAACAAAUCUGAAUACUGAUUGAAAUAAAUACCUCUGAACAACACAUUUGUAAUGGUUAUUAAUCUCUGUCUGCCAGGUUAUUUGGCACUAACAGGAGAAUCAACAGGACAAUUGUUUUGUUUUCUUCAGGAACACACAGUAAAAGCAGCAUGGGAGAGAGGGUCCAUGCACAUUAACAUUUAGCACCAUUCAUCAACUAUCAGCUGCGUCAUCAGCAAAGGACUUCUGACAGUGACACAAUAUGAUAAACUCAAUUGUGAAUAAGAUUGUGUUUAAGCCAUCACCAUCACAGCCAGCUCAGCAUACAGCAGAAGACAGAAAACGUCUGACACAAGACGGGAGCAUUCAGCCAAACUAUCAACAGUUUAAACCGCUCACAUCUUUUUCAUGAUGUGAUUCAUCUUAGUGCAGAUCUUUGAACAUUUUCCCUUUGUGUUUACAGUUUAAUUCCUCUGAUCACACAAUAUUGAUAAAGUGUAUUUUUCAGUCUGAUUCAUCAGAUUAGUCCUCUUUUUUUUUUUUUUUUUUUAACCUAACCUGAAACAACUUAAUUUCAUUCCAUUUGAAAGAAUCCAUCAUAUUUACCCUUUUUGCAGUGUUAAAAAUAUGUGAAAAAGCCAGACAGUUCUUUGGAGUCUCUUUGCAACUAUUGAUGUACUUCUUUCCCUAUCUCAUGAAAUGUGAGCAAAGUAAUCUUUGUUCUGUGUCUAUCACAAGGCCAAAAUAAACACCUCAGCCUAAUACAUAUAACUGGAUCUAAAAUGAUGCUUCCUUUGUCUGAUCAAUAGCCACCAAAGCUUGAAGUAAUGAUUUCAUGUCAUAAAAUAACAAUAUGUUUAAUAUUAACAUUUGAAAGCAGCAUACUAGCAUUAAGUUAACAUUUGCUUCACUUAUUUUUAAUGCAUUUUUUUUUACAAUUUCAUUGACAUUACCACAGUACUCUAAUCUAUUAUGGACCUGUUAUCUUCCACAUCUCUCCUUUGGAUCCACACCCAGCGGGUAUUAAAAUCCACUUUUGUGAGUGAACCUCCAUCAGCAUCCUGGCUCACAGUGUCAGACAUUAACCUAUUCUUGGACCAAUGAAUCUUCAGUCAAAAUAAGCAUCACUGAAACAGUGGCUUACAGGCAGUUUUGCAGUGAGGUGAAAAGUCCAAACAGGUUCCACCUCAGAGACAUGAACACGUCCACCACAGGUGAUGUGACUCAUUUGUUCUACCAGGAAACUUAAGCGUCUGAAGAGAAAGUGAUGUGAUGUCUCGCCUCCGCACCCUGGGGAGAGAGAAUGGUGUAGCGCUGUCCUGUGUUGCGUGGAAUGGUGGGACCUCGUUUGUCCGGAGGCUGUUGGUUCUCGGCAGGCGAGCAUGUUUCCUCCUCCAGCUUUUUGAUGGAGUUUUCAGCAUCUUUCUCUGCAUGUGGUUUCCUGGAUCUCCUCUCUCUGUGUCCUGAUUUCCCUUCCUUUGGUUUGUCUUUUUCCUUCCUGAUGCAAAAAAACAUGAGAAAAGUGUGUGUCAGUAUAUAUUACUAUCAGGGAUUAGAAAACAGUAGAAUUGAAGUUUGAAGGUUGUUUUUGAUUUGCUCUGUUUCAUUUUUUUGGAGUGGCUGUUGAUAUGCGCUGUCAGCUAUUUUAACGAAUGUUUGUCUGGCCAUCUGUUUGUCCCAGUGGUGGUGUCAUUAUGCUGAACUUGGUGGUUUCAUACCAUUCGCACCAUACUAAUGCACACCCUCUCAGGGUUGUCUACUUUCAACUCUGUGUAACAGGUCUAAGACUCAAUUCAGUGUCAUUAUCAAACAUCUAUUACUUAUACAAAUAUGUGCCUGUCAGAAUAGAUCACUAAUUUACUAAUUAUACACAUAAAUUGUCAACAAAGUUUGCAUGCGUAGACUCGUUUAUGUCUCCCAAACACAUUCACACACUUCUGAGUUAAAGAGAAAGUAUAUUUGGGGUUUUGUCCCUUGCAGAGAGAGUAGAAAUGUUAUUUUACUUUGGUAAACCUUGUUUAGGAUAAUCACAUAUCACAUGUAUGUACAUUAGCAUGGUGCUGUCUCUGUUUUUGCACAUUUUGGUUAUUUUUUACUACCUACUCCAGUGUGUAUUGUAACAAAAGGGAAACCCUGUCUUUGACAUCAAAUCACAAGGUUUAUGAUAUUCAUGCAGAUGGCUGAAUUGGUCUUUUUUGUACUUUAUAUAACUGGCAGUGAGUUAUGGGUGCUGACGCAAAAAGUUUUACAACCAUCAUCUGUCUCCCAAUUUCCAGAUCAGUUGUGAUAUUUUGCUGUACAAUCAGCUUUUUCAGGAAAGACAUUUUGUGCUGACAACUUUAAAAAUGGUUUGAAUAAUGUGCCAAGGAAACUGAAAAAAAAAAGUGCAUUUCACCAGUUACUAUAGUCCAUUAAUGAAUAUUCAUACUUGAAGUUGAUGAUUUCAAACUUCCUCUCUCGGUAGAGGGAGCUUGUGUUCAUCAUGUAGAGCAAAAUCAUGUCACACACAAAGGCUCCCUAUGAAGAGAGAAAACGUCAGUCUUUGUUUUUCACAGGUGAUCAUCUAUCACCCUCUAGUGGUACAAUAAUAAAGCAAAACAACUCCAUAACAACACAGCAUCUUCCACGGACACAUUAAUGUAAUAAUUCAAAAAUUACCCACCACACCCAGCAGAGCAACACCCGACCCAAUAGCGAUUAUUGUGGGAAUGAUAUUGAAUUUCCCAGCCUGGAAUGAAAAAAUACAAACAGCUCAGCAUCUAGUUUUAAACUCGGGCACUGCCCUGUGAGUAAAUGUUGCCGAUAUCACCACUACCUUUCCAUUGAUCAUGAUAUCGAAGCGGAUCCCAUAUACUUUAUACAAAUCCCGAUAACUUUCACCACUUUCAUUCUUGUAGUACCUGGCAUAUCUGUAAGUAUAAAAAUGUGGAUAAUUGAAAUAAAACAAAAUUUGCCAGAAAAUAGAAAGAGUCAGCUGACAGAUUUAAAUCUGUGAAUGUCCGAGAGGACAUACCUGAAGUUGUAACCUGAUGUAACUGAGUUAUUCACAUUCACAUCCAACCGGGUGAAGCUGUACUCAGGUUUACAGAGCGAGGCGUCCUUGUCCAGGUCACAGUCCCACUCGAUGAGAAUGCCAACAGAGCCGCCCUGACAGACCAAAACACAGACUUUCUGUCUUUUAGUGCUCACACGUAUCACUUUAGCCCCUGGUUAUUUAAUACAGUCAAAAUAAAAUGCUGUAAAGGUCCAUGCAAAGAGGAAAGUGUUUUAACGUCAGUCAGUAAAGUGAAACUAUAGAAGAGUUUGAAUGUGGAGCUAAAGCUGUGUCCAAACUUAUAUCAGUUUAAAAAACAUUAAAAGAUAAGAUUUUCAUGAGGUACAGGAGUAAAGAUGGGGCUAGACAUCAUUAUGUGAUUUUAAGGAUAACAGUUGAUUAAUUAAAAAAAAAAUCUUUCAUUGUACAUCCUCUUUUUCAAAGAAAAUGUUAAUUGUGAAUAUUUGUUUGAUCCACCAUCACUGCUGCACACGGUCUUGUUCAGCACAUUAUAACAUUUGGUACCUUAGUAGCCAUUUCCUGAAAGUCAUUCCCCGUCCAGCUGACCAGGUCUCCCAGGCGGAAGAUGGGGCAGUAUGGGUUGUAAUUUCUAUCAAAGGAGCAUUUUUUCAGGUAGCUGUCAUUAGAUGUUUCGAGGACAUUGGACCUAAAGGGUUAAAACAGCAGGACAUGAAAAACAUCUGUCAACAAACAUCUGAUUUCCAGGAACCGUUGAAACCAGCCUUGAUAAAAAACACACAUUUCUCAACCUGCUGUCUGGGAUUUGACUUUUAAGCCUUCAUUUUAGACACCAUUAAUGAAUAACCUUAGGCUCUUUUACAAUGUCUUAUGAAGCAUUUACUCCCAGCCAUGUGAUCUGUUGUUCCAUAAGUGUAAAAUAUAUCCAAAUUAGGGGAUAGACUACCUCAGGAUCACAUAUGAAGCUGUCAGCAGACUCUUAUUUAAUCAGUAAAAUUGUUUAUCAAACACACAGAUAAAUGUACAUCAAACCAGGUUGCUCGUCUGUGGGACCCUGUUUCCCAAAACACAGGAAUACAUGAAAUCAAUGUGCUGUUUGUCAAAAAUCCAGCUCCAUUUGGUGAGGGACUUGUGUCAGUGGAGCAAAAUAAAUGACUAGAUUAAAUAAUGUAUUACUUUUUAUAUUUGUAUACGUAGAUACUUAAAUAGAGACUUAAAUGUGUAGGAUUUGCCUCUAUACAUUUAAAAUAAACUUCAUUUGGGUUUUUCCUGGUUUAAAGCUAAAGCUACUCUAAAGGUCUCCAUCUCUGCUUGAAAGCCUGUUCUCCACACUCGAACACUUAUAGCCACAUAUACAGUGUGUGUAUGUCAAUCAACACUGCUACACCCUGUAACUCAGAGAAAAGUGUAACUGGAUGCUUCUCACUGUAGGAUGUGCAGUGUUGCCGUUUCCAUUUUCAUUACCAUCCAGUGGGUGGGAUUUGUACAACAGGCACAUUCUCAUUAGGCUAAAGCACAUGCAGGUUAGAGCAGAGCAGAAGAGAUGGUUGUGUAACCAGGUUAAUAUCCUGACUAAUGAAUUAACAGCAGCUUGUGGCAUCUCUCUGCUUUCUUGCAGCACUUGAACCCUCAGCCACAGAGAGAGCAGCAGCACAGCUCUCUGGGCUACCCCCAUCUGAUCGGACACCUGUCCAGGGCACAGCCUGCUGUCAAGGACGUCUCAGAUGACUGUUUCACUGUCUCACUCAGAGCAAUGCUCUGGUUAGUAUAAAUAGAAGGCUCUCUGC
Xyrichtys novacula (pearly razorfish) is the source of this 7461-nucleotide messenger RNA. The record is from the annotation of a GenBank genome assembly. NCBI's taxonomy places the organism in Eukaryota, Metazoa, Chordata, Actinopteri, Labriformes, Labridae.